Podarcis lilfordi (Lilford's wall lizard) is the source of this 1092-nucleotide messenger RNA. Lineage: Eukaryota; Metazoa; Chordata; Lepidosauria; Squamata; Lacertidae. The record is from the annotation of a GenBank genome assembly.
AUGGUCCCAAACCAAGAAACGCAGUACCAGGGGAUGAUCCAACUCCUCCUGCAUUUCAGGUGGACGUGGGUCGGCCUCUUUGCUCCCAACAAUGACAAUGGAGAAAGGUUCCUGAGUACCUUGACACCUCUAAUGAACAAAAGGGAAAUUUGUGUUGCCUUCACACAAAGAGUACUACGAGAAACUUGGCUAUGGAUACCCCAUGAACCACCUGCCAUGUGGAGACAAGUCAAUGUAUUUGUUUACUUUGCAGACUCUCAAAGUGGACUUUACAUAAUCAUAGAGGUACAGUCCUUACUGGAAAGGAUACAGACUGAGGGGAAAGUCUGGAUAACCACACUUUUUCAGAACAAAAUGUUGUUAUGUGACAUUGACUGCUUCCAGUAUGCUCAUGGCUCUUUGUCCUUUGUAGUGAAGACGAAAAAAAGGAUGAAGAAGGACUAUUAUGGGCCAAUGUCCUUGGCUAGUCAACAGUAUUCAGAAGAAGCAUUUGAUUGUUCUUAUUCCAAGCAUGCCUUGUCUGUGAGGGGUAUGACCAAAUGCAGAGAGAAGGAUAAUGUGAAGAUGCUGCCCCAGGAAGAGAUUGAAAGAAUUCAGUCCCAAGACAGCUAUGUGAACUACUUGAGUAUCCAAGCUGUGGCUCAGGCCUUCAAUGCUGCAUAUUCAUCCAGGUCAAAAAGGAUGUCGAUUGUGGGUGGAGGCAGUUGGGAUCUUCAAAAGCUACAGCCAUGGCAGGUAAGUCCUUUUCCUCUUGCAAACUGGAAUUUGUUGUCCCUUCUCUGGAAUCAAAAUGAUAACAUCAUCAGAAUCGGUCUUGAAUUGAGUCAGAACGUUGGUUGGUAUUGUCUACAUUGACUGUUUGGCCGUUGACAUUGUUUUCACCUGCUUACAGAAAUCCAUCAGAAUUUCUACUACCCUGGUUCCCAGGGGAAGGGAAUUCUACACGAGUUACAGGUGGAGCACAACAGAAAUGUCCCAUCAGUGUAUGGGAAGUCAAGAUCACAGAUUCAGUGCAAUGUUCCUGCAGACAGAAUUAUUUGCAGGCAGCAACUCAUAGAGAUGGAAGUGGAGCUUGUUGGACCAAUGCUGUGA